UUGCAGGUUCUUCAGCUCUUCAAAGAGCAGGGUUUGAUUUUGGCUUUGCUUUUGGGACUCUCAGCGUUUUUCUCAAUGGCGGAGACUUCGAUUACCACACUGUGGCCCUGGAAGGUGCGUGAGUUAGCUGAGAAAGAGUCUGAAGAUGGUGUCUUCAAAUUGCUUCGCAAUGAUGUUACUCGGUUCUUAACAACCAUACUUAUUGGAACAACUGUUGUCAAUAUUGGAGCAACUGCUUUAGUUACAGAUGCUGCAACAGCAAUAUUUGGUGAAGCUGGUGUUAGCGCAGCAACUGGAGUAAUGACUGUUGCUAUUUUGCUCCUCACUGAAAUAACUCCCAAAAGUGUCGCUGUUCACAAUCCCACAGAGGUUGCUAGGUUUGUGGUUAGGCCAGUGGCGUGGCUCUCAUUGGUAUUAUAUCCUGUGGGAAGAGUUGUUACAUAUCUAUCAAUGGGGAUGCUAAAAAUACUCGGGUUGAAAGGAAGAAGUGAACCAUAUGUUACUGAGGAGGAGUUAAAACUGAUGCUGCGUGGGGCAGAGUUAAGUGGGGCAAUAGAGGAGGAAGAACAGGAUAUGAUUGAAAAUGUGCUGGAGAUAAAAGAUACGCAUGUUAGAGAGGUGAUGACUCCUCUUGUAGAUGUAGUUGCCAUCGAUGCCAGUGCAACACUAGUUGAUUUUCACGACUUGUGGGUAACUCAUCAAUAUUCAAGGGUGCCUGUUUUUGAGCAGCGUGUUGACAAUAUAGUAGGAAUUGCAUAUGCAAUGGAUCUAUUGGAUUAUGUUCAGAAGGGUGAGCUACUAGAAAGUACUACUGUCGGGGAUAUGGCUCAGAAACCUGCUUACUUUGUGCCUGAUUCAAUGUCUGUCUGGAAUCUUCUUAGGGAGUUUCGCAUCCGAAAGGUUCACAUGGCCGUGGUUCUUAACGAAUAUGGUGGAACUGUAGGGAUAGUAACCCUGGAAGAUGUCGUUGAGGAAAUUGUUGGUGAAAUAUUUGACGAAAAUGAUUCAAAAGAGGAGAUUCAGAAAAAAACUGGCUACAUUGUAAUGCGUGCAGAGGGUAUAUUUGAUGUGGAUGCAAACACAUCUAUUGACCAGCUCUCUGAAGAUCUAAACGUGAAGAUGCCUGAGGGUCAUCAAUAUGAAACAGUAUCAGGGUUUAUAUGUGAGGCAUUUGGAUAUAUCCCAAGGACGGGGGAGAGCAUCAAAGUAGUCCUUGAAAAGGAAAUUGAAGAGGAGAUUGAUGAGUCCAAGUCUGACAACCAGGAUAAAAAAGAUAAAAAAGAUAAAAAAGAAAAGCACCAAAUUUUUAAAGUUGAGAUACUAGCAGGAAAUGCCAGAAAGGUCGGUUCUGUUCGAUUUGAAAGGAUAGAGAAUGAUGCUGCGACAGUGGAGACCAAAGAGGUGACCCGCUUGGUUCCCAAAAUCAUGAAAAGGAAGUGGAGUAAUGAUCACGACUCAGAUGGGACAGAGUAUGACGAGGAUUCAUUUCAAAAGAAACCACAGAAUACAAUAUCUGAUGAACAUGAAGACAAUGUUGAUAAUCUCAGUAUACAUUAGUUGCAUUGCUCGCGAUUCCCUUUUUAACGGAAUCAUAGAAGAGGUAGAGAGCCAGCUUUAAGGGAGAUGGCCUAGGUGGAGUAGCUCAUUUAUUCCCUCACCGCAUGGAGCUUCCAAUUUUGUUAUUAGCCUUGAGCCCCCUCUACUGUCAAAAGUUCUAAACCUAGAUGUGGAUGUAACUCGUCGAUAUGACUGGGGAUGGCUCUUUGAAAAGGCAGAGGUUGUCUGUAUAAUAAUAUGUUCUGAAAUCAUUCAAUUAUCUUCUAAGGCAGGGUUUGCAGGACCUUUUUUCUUUCUUUUUCAGGCAGCCAUGAAAUGAUGAUUGUUUGAGUUGUUUGAGCCAGCCAAGUCAUAAAACAAGUUUGAUUUGCAGUUUGUGGUUUUUAUGGAAUGUAGGGUUUCAAAAUAUCAA
Messenger RNA from Prunus mume (Japanese apricot), 1969 nucleotides. RefSeq names its product DUF21 domain-containing protein At1g55930, chloroplastic-like. NCBI's taxonomy places the organism in Eukaryota, Viridiplantae, Streptophyta, Magnoliopsida, Rosales, Rosaceae. The record is from RefSeq and is a predicted model, not a curated record. Gene Ontology annotation, molecular function: flavin adenine dinucleotide binding.